AUGGGUUUCUUUGAAGACAUGAGGAAUAUCCACGGCCAACAGCUAGUAGUGAACCUAAAGGAAUAUAACAACAACCUACACAAAAUUUCUAAUUUGAAAAACAGGAGGAUCUUUCUUUUACGCUGCAGAGAACAGAUGAUCACCCCCACACACCUACAAGGUUGCAUCAAAAGACUGGACUCUAUGAUAGAAUUCAAGGAUGCCCGAACCGGACAACAGGUCAAAGAAUUCAACAACAAGUUAGGACGUAAAAUACUCACAUUUCAGAUCGAUAUUACUAUAAAAAACUUGAGAUUCUUGGAUAGUAGACAAUCUAUACUGGAUAAUUCAAUUUCAGACAUUUUAUCUGAGCAUACUUGGAACGAAUUCAAGAGAAAAACCACUAGUAAAGUUAAUAGAGCAUUCCACCGCAAAAAGGAAGCCAACAGGAGAAAAUUUGAAAGCCUAGAAAGUACACAGAGAAAGACCAUUGUGACACAAGAUAAAUGGCUGAAGAAUCUCACCGGACUCCAACUACCCAGUGAAGUAAAAACCUUUUUGUCUUUGGGUCCGAAGUUCUCACUUGUACCACAAAUCAGGGACAUACCAAUUAUCGAACUUCUAGCAACAGUAGAAACCUACAACACCAGCAGGAACAAUAACGAGUGCAACAUCAUAAGAGCCAAGGUAACCAACGUUAUCACAAACCACCUACAACAAUCGAAAUCCACAGGAUUACCCUACAUUACUCGAUUGGAAAAUUCAACAAAACGCUUUCUUAGAGAACACCCAGACAUCAUAGUCACUCAAUCAGACAAGGGUGGAGUUACCGUACUGAUGGAGAAAGAAAAAUACAUAAACCUAGCAAACCAACAACUCGGAGACCAAGAAUACUACCAGCAAAUUUCUAAAGAUCCUACGAGUACAAUCGAACAAAAAUUAAACAAGAAAGUCAGCGAGUUGAAACAAAAGAACUACAUCACCCCUGAAGAAGCAAAAGAGUUGAUGACCUACGACGGCUUAUGCCCGAAAUAUUAUGGCUUAGUCAAAAUUCACAAACCUGAGCUAUCCCUGAGACCAAUUAUUUCAUCGAUUGGCAGCCCAACAACCAGGAUAUCACAAUUCCUGAAAGAUAUUCUCUAUAGAACAUACAAUUUCAACAAUACAUACUACAUUAAGGACUCAUUCGACUUCACACAGUCUAUUAACAAUUUCAAAGUACCACCAGGUUAUAGGAUUGUAAGCCUAGACGUCGUAUCACUUUUCACCAAUAUUACUAUCGAAACAACAAAAAAGGCCAUCGAAUAUAACUGGCAAAGAAUAGAACAACAGUGUCAAAUUCCAAAGAAAGAAUUUAUGGAGCUGAUCGAGUUGGUGUUUAGUUCAAUAUAUUUUGCAUUUGAUGGAAAAUUCUACAGGCAGUGCAUAGGUACACCAAUGGGCUCAAAGUUAUCACAAAUAAUAGCUGACUAUGUCAUAGAUGAACUUCUAGAUGAGUGUAUACCCCAGUUGACGUUCAUAAUACCUUUUUGCAAAAAAUACGUCGACGACCUCAUCCUCAUGAUACCCGAAGGAAAACAAGAUGAGAUCCUUAAUGUUUUCAACAGUUUCCAUCCAAAGAUUCAAUUUACCAUUGAAGAAGAAUCCAAUAACUGUGUUCCAUUCUUGGACACAAAAGUGAUCAGAGAAGAUGAAACAAUUAAAACUGAUUGGCACAGAAAGACAACAGAUUCAGGCAGAUAUAUACAUUACACCUCAUACCACCCGAUGAAAAUGAAGAUUAACCUUAUCCUAAACCUGAAGACCAGGAUCACAACGAUCUCACACCCGACAUACCUUGACAAAAACUUGAAGACCUUAGCAGAGUUGAUGAAACAGAAUGGUUACCCCAGAUCCUUAGUAAGAAGAUUAGUCUUCAACACCCCCAACCAUCACAUGCAUGAACAACAAAUGGAAAAUACAAAUAACGAGCGACCACCAAGAGAACCACCAAGAGAAGAAAAUCAAAACAGAAAAAAGAUAAUAAUACUACCCCAUAUAGAAGGAUUAACACACAAGAUAACAAAGCUAUUGAGUGACGACAAUACCUUCAUAGCAAAAUACAAUGUGAAAACAUCUAAAUACCUGUACAGUAAACUCAAAGAUACAACACCCAAAGAGAGAAGACCCAACGUUGUCUACAAGAUACCGUGCAACAAUUGUAGCGGAGUAUACAUCGGAGAAACGAAGAGAACGAUGAAUAAAAGGAUCACAUCACACAAGAGUGAUUCUAGAAGGAACAUCCAAGCCUGCGCACUAGCUCAACACGAAAACACGACUGGACACCACAUGAAAUUUUCGGACUUAGAGAUCCUAGAUACAGAAACUAACAGUUGGAAGAGAAAAUUUAUAGAGAUGAUCAGGAUAACCCAAGAACCUAACGCAAUCAACCACAAAAAAGACAUUGAUAACCUCAGCGCAAUUUAUGCGAACCUAGUCGAGAUAGACAAAAUGUCUAGAAACAGAAACCCCAUACAGAUAGAUACAGAUACAGAUACGGAUAGAAGACCCUAG
Messenger RNA from Coccinella septempunctata (seven-spotted ladybird), 2532 nucleotides. RefSeq lists its product as uncharacterized. The transcript has a single exon. The coding region runs from base 1 to 2532 and encodes 843 amino acids. NCBI's taxonomy places the organism in Eukaryota, Metazoa, Arthropoda, Insecta, Coleoptera, Coccinellidae. The record is from RefSeq and is a predicted model, not a curated record.